GCGGCAGAGGCGGUAUCCGCCACUUCACAGCCUUCACCUCUGCUGAUGGAGAAUGGCACCUGGUGCGGGGAACAAAUUCUGAACUACGACAAGGUGGAGAAAGUAUUUAUUGGAGCGAUCCUCACCAUGCUCACGCUGUUUACUAUCUGCGGGAACUUGCUGGUGGUGAUUUCGGUGUGCUUUGUGAAGAAGUUGCGGCAGCCGUCCAACUAUCUGAUCGUGUCUCUGGCGGUUGCCGACCUUUCAAUCGCGCUUGCAGUUAUGCCAUUUGUCAGUAUAACGGACCUUAUUGGGGGGCAAUGGGUUUUUGGCCAAGUCUUCUGCAAUGUUUUUAUUGCCAUGGACGUGAUGUGUUGCACUGCAUCCAUAAUGACGCUGUGCGUAAUUAGUAUAGACAGGUACCUGGGCAUAACCAAGCCCCUGACCUAUCCUGUGAGGCAGAAUGGCUGUUGCAUGGCCAAGAUGGUGGUGUCCGUGUGGCUCCUCUCCGCCUCCAUCACCCUGCCCCCCCUCUUCGGCUGGGCCCAGAACGUCAACGACAACAAGGUGUGUCUGAUCAGCCAGGACUUUGGUUACACCAUCUACUCCACCUCAGUGGCGUUCUACAUCCCCGUGUCCGUCAUGCUCAUAAUGUACUACCGCAUCUACCGCGCCGCCAAGCUCAGCGCCGCCAAACACACCAUCACGGGCUUCCCGCGGGAGGAGGAGGAGAGUGUGGACUGUGUGUCGGCCGCCCUGAGGCUCCACAGGGAAGUUGAGGAGUGCACGCGAUUCUCGCGCCUCAUGAGGAGCAACCGGAGGAACAUGUCCAUCUUCAAGCAGGAGCAGAAGGCAGCGGCCACCCUGGGGAUCGUGGUAGGGGCCUUCAGCGUCUGCUGGAUGCCAUUCUUCCUGCUCUCUACGGCCAGACCCUUCAUCUGCAGGGUGGACUGCCCUAGCUGUGUGCCCUUGUGGGUGGAGAGGACCCUGCUGUGGCUGGGCUAUGCCAACUCCCUCCUCAACCCGUUUAUCUACGCAUUCUUCAACAGGGACCUGAGGACCACCUACAGCAACCUGCUGCGUUGCCGCUACCGCAAUAUCAACCGCAAGCUGUCUGCCGCCGGGAUGCACCAGGCCCUCAAACUGGUUGAAAAGACUAACUCUGUUAUCUAAAUGUGACAAUGGUGUUAUUGUUGUGGUAUUGUGGGAGCUGCCAUCUAAAUGGUGUUCUUGUUGUGGUAUUGUGGGAGCUGCCACACUGAGAAAGUCUUAGGUAAAUGGUAUCUGCUUGCCUGGUCCUCUACUCAAGAUCUUGCAUGUCCAGACACAGUCUAAAACAGGGCUCUCCAAACCUGUUCCUGGAGAUACCCUCC
Molecule: messenger RNA, 1352 nt
Organism: Coregonus clupeaformis (lake whitefish)
Lineage: Eukaryota; Metazoa; Chordata; Actinopteri; Salmoniformes; Salmonidae
Product: 5-hydroxytryptamine receptor 7-like
Exons: 3
Coding region: 46-1152 (368 amino acids)
Biological process (GO): G protein-coupled receptor signaling pathway, coupled to cyclic nucleotide second messenger; vasoconstriction; smooth muscle contraction
Cellular component (GO): plasma membrane; dendrite
Molecular function (GO): neurotransmitter receptor activity; G protein-coupled serotonin receptor activity
Source: RefSeq, a predicted model, not a curated record